Grosmannia clavigera kw1407 is the source of this 1764-nucleotide messenger RNA. RefSeq lists its product as uncharacterized. Lineage: Eukaryota; Fungi; Ascomycota; Sordariomycetes; Ophiostomatales; Ophiostomataceae. The record is from RefSeq and is a predicted model, not a curated record. The coding region runs from base 1 to 1764 and encodes 587 amino acids. The transcript has a single exon.
AUGCAGUUCUGCCUGUUUCUUGCGGGUUUCUUGGCCACCAUGGCCAUCUCUGUCUUCGGAGCUCCCAUUGGUCCGGUGACAGAGGCCUUCUCCGGAACGUCAGACGUGCUCGCGCACAACCUGACCAUGCUCAUGGCUCGUGACAUCGGCAACGACUGCUUCGACGUCGACGCUGGCAUCCCCGGAAACAUGCACUGGAACGACCGCGAUCAGUUCGUGACGGUGGACAAGCAAAAGUGCCGUCCCCGUCUGGGCCUUCGCGAUGGAACGUGCCGCCACAACCAGGACCUGAGCACCAAGUGCUCGGCCUUCUGCCAGACCAGCGCGUUCCACUUCCUGACGGAACCGAUCGCACUCAUGGGCGGCAAGAUGUGUCGCGAGGGCGAGGGCUGCGAGAUCCGCCAGGAACAGUCGUUCCACGUGGAAGUGUCCAACACGGAAGUGCUUCGGCACGUCAUUGACGUCACCGCCUCCAUCACGCCAUCGUCCAGCUUCGGCUUCGGAUUCGAGCUCAAGAACAUCUCGACCGUGGCUCUGCCGGAGGGCGACAUGAUUGCCCGCAUCAUGGCCGCGAUGGAUGAGCAGGACGCCAACAUGGAGCGCAAAUACGGCAAGCCAGAGCAGCAGAGUCCCACACCAACUCGGGCCUUCGUGGCCCUCGACCAGACUGACGAGGUGGACGGUCCAGCUUCUGGCGCCUUGGACGACGACCCCGUCCUUCCGGUUGACCGUCCCGACAUCACGAUGCUGCAGAUUCCCGUUCCCACCAUCAAGAACCCGACUGCCAGCAUCGCCAUGUCGUUUGCCGGCCGCUGGACCCGCGACUGGACCCAUACGUACCACCACUCCGAGAGCAAGGCCAGCUUCCAGGCCAUCACCCAUCGUCAGAUCCCCGGCGAGGGAUGCGGCUCCUUCUGGGCUGCUCCCGUGGCUGUCGGUUAUUGUGGCUGGUCUACCAGCCCGCGUUUCCCGCCGGCCGUCCACACCGACGUCAUGAAGUGGCUGCACACGACCCGGAACCCGUACGAAGGCACUGUCAAGAUGGGCCGCUGGGGCGACGCCGCUGAGCAGCAGUGGAACAUCACUGAUGGCCGAUGCCCCGUCAACUACCACGAGUUCCCCUUCUGCUACGCAGCCCCGCUGCAGAGACGUGGAACCAACGGCCAGCCGGACGAGGCCCUCCAUCGCACCGUCUGGCGUCCCUACGACUGUGAGACCGGCCAGCUGCUCCAGUCGGAGCGCCAGCCGCGUGAGAUCCGCGAGCAGCUCAACUUCAACGAGUUCUUCAAGUACCACAUCCGCCGCGAUCCCCGUCUCUUCAACCCGGAACUGUCCUGGAGCCCGGCCGCCCAUCAGCCCGACGAUGUCUACUACGACGCUGACCGCGUGGCCGACUACGGCGAGAAGAAGGCCCCGGCUCCGGUCAUCACCCCGACGCCCGUGCCCGCAGUCGGCAAUGACAAGGAGGAUAAGGAGGACGGUAGUCCUCGCUACCCGGCCGCAGACAACGACGACGACGAGAACGACGAGGACGACGAGGUUGAUCCUGCUCCCGAGACCGACGAGGACAGCGAGAGCGAUCCUGCACCCAACACUGGCGACGACGACAACGACAGCGGUGAAGCUGAAGUCGAGGUCGAGGUCGAGGGUGAGGACCACAUCGUGGACAUCGACGUCGAGACCGGGGAUGACCACGUCGUCAGCCACGAUGAGUCUGUGGCCGGAGGCGAGGACGAGGGCGAGGGUGAGGAGGACUCCGCAUAA